GCAGCCCGACACUGCCCCGCGCAUGCGCAGUCGAGUCCUCGUCAGCAGCAUCAGGACCAGAGAGGAAGCGGACCCUGAGAGGGAUAAGAUGGUGCACGUAAACACCACGAAAGGUGUGUUCUCCGCGCUCUAACGGCCCCUAGCGUCGUUUAAACCGAGAUUCGAAGAGGAAAAGAUAAACGACGGAAGCACUUUUGUCCACACCGAGCGGCCCCGUGACGUCUCCAGCCUCCAGCUGAGCCGCGCCGUGACAGGCUUCCUGGCGUAAUGGCAGCCGGGUUCUAGUGGGAUGCACGUCGGUGUUUGUCCGUACUCGCUCUCCGUCGUGAUGGCAGCUCUUUACCAGGGCACCGACACCUCCUCCCCGGACAAAUUCAUGGCCUUGAAGGACGUGAGAGAAGUGAAGGAGGAGACGACGCUGGACGAGAAGCUCUUCCUGCUGGCAUGCGAGAAAGGUGACUACUACAUGGUGAAGAAGCUGCUGGAGGAGAAUCGACACGGCGAGCUCAACAUCAACUGCAUCGACGUGCUGGGCAGAGACGCCGUCACCAUCGCCAUCGAGAAUGAGAAUCUGGACAUCCUGCAGCUUCUGCUUGAGCACGGCUGCCAGGCGACAGAUGCCUUGUUGGUGGCCAUAGACUCGGAGGUGGUGGGAGCUGUGGACAUCCUCCUCAACCACAGACCCAGACGAUCCUCCAAGCCCUCCAUUGCUAAACUCAUGCAGCGCAUCCAGAAUCCCGAGUAUUCAACCACGAUGGACGUGGCUCCGGUCAUCCUGGCAGCGCACAGGAACAAUUACGAGAUCUUGACCAUGCUGUUGAAACAGGACAUCUCCCUCCCCAGGCCUCACGCCGUGGGCUGCGAGUGCACGUUGUGCAACGCUAAAAACAAGAAGGACAGCUUACGUCACUCCAGGUUCCGCCUUGACAUCUACCGCUGCCUGGCGAGCCCGGCGCUCAUCAUGCUGACUGAGGAGGAUCCCAUCCUGAGAGCGUUUGAGCUGAGUGCAGACCUGAGGGAGCUCAGCCUUGUCGAGGUGGAGUUUAGGAACGACUACGAGGAACUGGCAAAGCAGUGUAAGAUGUUUGCCAAAGACCUCCUGGCUCAGGCGCGAAACUCCAGAGAGCUGGAAGUGAUCCUCAACCACACAUCCAGCGAGGAUCACGUCGACAAGAGAGGCUUGCUGGAGGAGCGGAUGAACUUGAGUCGGCUUAAGCUCGCCAUCAAGUACAACCAGAAAGAGUUUGUGGCUCAAUCCAACUGUCAACAGUUCCUCAACACCGUUUGGUUCGGUGAGACGGCGAGCUACCGGCGCAAGCACACCUGUCUGAAGAUAGCCACCGUCUUGAGCGUGGCCCUACUUUGGCCGCUGCUGUCCGUCUGCUACCUUGUGGUGCCCCGCUCCCGCGUCGGCCAGAUCAUCCACACCCCAUUUGUGAAAUUCAUCAUCCACAGCGCUUCCUACUUCACCUUCCUGCUGCUGCUCAACCUGUACUCUCUGGUCUACAACGAGGGCAAGAAGAACACGAUGGGUCCUGCUCUUGAGAUGAUUGAUUACCUUCUCAUCCUCUGGAUCAUAGGGAUGGUGUGGUCGGACGUGAAGCGCUUGUGGUACGAAGGCCUGGAAGACUUUCUGGAGGAAUCCAGGAACCAGUUGAGCUUUGUGAUGAACUCUCUCUACUUAGCCACCUUCACCCUCAAGGUUGUUGCUCACAGCAAGGCUUGUUCUCAUUUCCCUCAGUGCAAAGAUGUACCAGAGAUGGAAAGAAAGAACUGGGACGCCUUCCAUCCCAUCCUGGUGGCCGAGGGUCUCUUCGCCUUUGCAAACGUCCUGAGUUACCUGCGUCUUUUCUUCAUGUACACCACCAGCUCCAUCUUGGGUCCUCUGCAGAUCUCCAUGGGUCAGAUGCUGCAGGAUUUUGGAAAGUUUCUGGGCCUUUUCCUGCUGGUCUUGUUCUCCUUCACCAUUGGACUCACUCAGCUGUACGGCAAAGAUCUCAAAAGCUCGGGAAAGAAAACAACCAAGGACUGCGAAGGCAUCUUCUGCCAGCAACAGAGCAACGAUGCAUUCCACACGUUUAUGGGGACCUGCUACGCCCUGUUCUGGUACAUCUUCUCCCUGGCCCACGUCGCCCUCUUCGUCACCCGAAUCAGCUACACAGAGGAGCUGAGGUCUUUUGUUGGCGCCUUGAUCAUCGGCACCUACAACAUCGUGGUGGUUAUUGUUCUCACCAAGCUGCUGGUGGCCAUGCUCCAUAAGAGCUUCAGACAAAUUGCUAAUCACGAGGACAAAGAGUGGAAGUUUGCUCGGGCGAAACUCUGGCUGAGCUACUUUGAUGACAAGUGUACUCUGCCUCCACCUUUCAACAUCCUCCCUUCACCAAAGACCGUCUGCUACCUGGUGACCAGUUUGAGGAAGUGGAUCUGCUCCCACACCACAAAGGGCAAAAUGAAGAGACAGAACAGCCUCAAAGAGUGGAAGAACCUGAAGCAAAAGCGGGACGAGAACUACCAGAAGAUCAUGUGCUGCCUGGUUCACCGAUACCUGACCUCCACCAGGCAGAAGAUGCAGAGCACAGACCAGGCCACGGUGGAGAACCUGAACGACCUGCGCCAAGACCUGUCCAAGUUCCGCAACGAGAUGAGAGACCUGCUGGGCUUCCGUACCUCCAAGUAUGCCAUGUUCUACCCGAGGAGCUAAAACCAGAACACGCAUUCGCUUCUACUCUCUUUACAUAUUAAUCUGGGAUGCCGGCAUGUGCAGAAGUUAAUCUUUCAAACUUUAGAAAAUAUGUAAUGAGUGACUAAAGCCUACAAACUCAGACCUUCGUCUGUUAUUUAACCCUUUUUUGUAAAUAUAUAAAGCCAUUGUUUUCAACGGGAUGAAUAAAAAUGUAUGGAAAUACUUGA
Molecule: messenger RNA, 2910 nt
Organism: Oryzias melastigma (Indian medaka)
Lineage: Eukaryota; Metazoa; Chordata; Actinopteri; Beloniformes; Adrianichthyidae
Gene: trpc1
Product: transient receptor potential cation channel, subfamily C, member 1
Exons: 13
Coding region: 290-2701 (803 amino acids)
Biological process (GO): manganese ion transport; regulation of cytosolic calcium ion concentration; calcium ion transmembrane transport
Cellular component (GO): membrane; cation channel complex
Molecular function (GO): store-operated calcium channel activity; inositol 1,4,5 trisphosphate binding; protein binding
Source: RefSeq, a predicted model, not a curated record